UCUUCUGUCGCCUCUGAUUUAAGCUGAAAGUUUGCCCAAAGGAUUAAAAUAGCCAUUUCGGACUUGUCAUAGUCAAAGGACAACGAGGUGCCGUGGGCCAAAUGUGUAUAAGGACGAUGGAAAGGGAGAAGUAAGGCAGAGCUAAAACCAUAAACCCAAACGAACAAGCUCAGCUCUGAGUGCAAAAAACACAAGAGGAAGAGGAAGUGCAUCCUGCGCCCAAGUCUAAUUAGAAGGCAACAGAUUGCUCAUACGCCGUGUGGAUCGCGAGUGCUUUAGUGUCCGUGUAUACAUAAGUACAUAUAUAUGUGUGUGACAACAUUUUGUAAAAUCUGAAACAUAAAACUACUGAAAGCUUAAGUUUUUGUUCGAUUUGCUGGCGGGCCGUCGAAUAAUUAGUUUGGCAUGCGGCUGCUGUUGCCACAACUGUUGCAUGCAACAUGGAUGGCGAAAAUCGGAUCAUACUCAAUGUGGGCGGAAUAAGAUAUGAAACCUACAAGGCCACGCUCAAGAAAAUCCCCGCAACACGUCUAUCCCGACUGACCGAAGCCCUGGCCAACUACGAUCCGGUGCUCAAUGAAUACUUUUUUGAUCGCCACCCCGGGGUCUUCACCCAAAUCCUCAACUAUUACAGAACUGGAAAACUGCACUAUCCAACUGACGUGUGUGGCCCGCUUUUCGAGGAGGAGCUGGAAUUCUGGGGACUCGACUCAAAUCAGGUAGAACCUUGCUGUUGGUCAACAUAUAGCAUACAUCGCGAUACGCAAAACACCUUAGCCAUAUUAGAUAAGCUAGAUAUUGAAAAUGAGAAGCCCACGGAGGAGCAGAUAGCUCGUCUAUUUGGCUUUGAGGAGGCACUGAGCAACGGCGAGCUUAACUGCUGGCAGCGUAUAAAACCCAAGAUCUGGGCCAUGUUCGAUGAGCCAUCCAGCUCCACGGGUGCCAAGAUCGUUGCUGGCAUGUCGGUUUUCUUUAUAUUUGUUUCUGUGAUAUCAUUCUGCCUGAAGACCCAUCCCGGCUUUCGUGUCGAUCUGCCCUCCGGAGCCCACGAUGCCCACGGGCCAGGUGCGGGUGGUCCACCCCACGGACACGAUCCCAUGGGAGAACCACCGCAGACCCAUCAGUACCAUCAGCACAGCAUCACGCCGCCCAGCGGCAGCAUCGGACCCACCUUUCGUGUCACAAACUACACGAGCUACAGCAGCGGUAACUUUACCGCUCCUGGCCAGGCCACGCCCAUUGUCACCAUUAAGGGCGGCCAGCGGCAGCGACUGAAACGGAAUAUCAACGGAAGUAUCCUGAACGAGUUCAUCGAAGAGAAGAUAUUGGGCCACAAUGGGAGGAGAAAACACGGAUGGAUUGAGACCUAUGGGCAGCCACACGAGGCCUUCUUCUACGUGGAACUGGUCUGCAACGUCUGGUUCUUCAUCGAGGUCAUCAUCAGGCUGAUUGUCUCCCCUAAUUUGUGGCAGUUCAUAAAAUCGCCGGUGAAUAUCAUUGAUUUUACGGCCACCUUGAGCUUUUACACGGACGUAAUGCAGCGUAUGGGUGAAUAUACGGGUCUUCUGGAGGCCUUUUCCAUCGUCAGGAUUAUGCGACUGUUCAAGCUGACUCGCCAUUCACCGGGCCUGAGAAUCCUCAUCCACACAUUCAAGGCUUCGGCCAAGGAGCUUACUCUGUUGGUGUUCUUCCUCGUCCUGGGCAUAGUGUUCUUCGCCAGUUUGGCAUACUAUGCGGAGAAGUUGCAGGACAAUCCGGACAACCAGUUCAAGAGCAUACCUUUGGGUCUGUGGUGGGCCAUCGUGACCAUGACCACCGUGGGAUAUGGCGAUGUGGCGCCCAAAACCUAUCCGGGCAUGUUCGUGGGCGCCCUCUGUGCUCUGGCCGGUGUGCUGACCAUUGCCCUGCCCGUGCCCGUCAUCGUUAGCAACUUCUCCAUGUUCUACUCCCACACUCAGGCUCGCUCCAAGCUGCCCAAGAAGCGACGACGUGUCCUGCCCGUGGAGCAGCCGCGCCGCAAGAGGGAGCCCACCGCUCCGCAUCGCGGAAGAACGAACGCCAUCAAACAGACGCCACCCACUGGGCCGGGAUUGGUGGCCGGUGGCGUGGGUCCAGUGGGAGCAGGCGGGGCGGGACUCGGUGGCCAUGCGGUGGGUCAUCCCGCUGCAGGGGCGCCAAUGUUUAAGGACGCAUUCGGCGGUGCCAAAAUAGGCACCGUGAACGUGAACGGCGUCAAUGUCAUUGGCCUGCAUCCUGCGCAAAGGACGACGACCACGAUGGCGAUGGCGAUGAAUGAGGCGGACCCGACGCCGAUGUCGGCGUUGACCUACCAAGUGCCUAUGCUCCAACCCACGCCCCCGCCCGUCCACAGUCACGGCCACGCCCAUGGCCACGCCCACGGCCUUGGCCCAGCGUCGGCGGCGAUGACGUCAUCGGCAUCGCUAACAGGCUCAGCUGCCUCAGCAGCCGUUGCCACAGCCGCCGCAGCCGCCCCCGCCGGUCCCUCGUUCAUCAGUUCGGACUACUUGAGCGUGCCGGCGGUGCAGAGCCUCCAGCCGCGGGCGGCGACGACUGGCCACGACUUCAUGCUGCCGCUCCAGCCAAAACUUCUGGGCCCCCUGGAACGCAAGGAUCAGCAUCCGCUGCAACUGACUGCCCACAAUUUGGCCUCGGACACGCACCAGCUGAUGUACUCGGGCCACGCCCACUCGCAGCACAAGGUGGGCGGUGGGGCAGCGGUGCUGAAUGUGCCGCCCACGUUGAGCAUGUCGCACACCCAGAUGCCCCCUGGAAUCGCUAGCAUGGGUCAGCGGACGCCCAAUCUGAGUUUUCGGCCCGCUCACGGGGCGUCGUCCCAGGUGGCCACUCUCCAGCAGCCCAUUCCGCACUCCCAUGCCUGCCACGCCUCCACGAACUGCAACAUCAAGAUUUCGGUUGCCUCCGCCGGCAUUUCGGUGGGAUGUCCGGAUGAGUUUCGGACUCCCAAGGUGACGCUGCUGGACGAUCUCAGCGACGAUGUCAACUCCUCGACGGAUGACUGCGGGGACUGUUGUCUGGUGGACGACAGCGAUACCUACGAGGGAACCACCAUCAACAAUGGUCCAAGUGGCCAGGAGAACGGAACGGAAGUCAUUGGGCUGGAUGAUGGCCUUCUGGAUAACGAUGGGGAGGAUGAGGAGGACGGCGAGGGCAGCGGCGUGGGCGGGGAUAGCGGCGAUAGUCUCGGAGGGAUCUACAUUGGUCCCAGGCAUUGAUUGCCGGACAUUAGCUGGGAUU
Messenger RNA from Drosophila mauritiana, 3276 nucleotides. RefSeq names its product potassium voltage-gated channel protein Shaw. The coding region runs from base 441 to 3254 and encodes 937 amino acids. Gene Ontology annotation, cellular component: voltage-gated potassium channel complex; dendrite membrane; neuronal cell body membrane. The transcript is spliced from 12 exons. The record is from RefSeq and is a predicted model, not a curated record. Gene Ontology annotation, molecular function: delayed rectifier potassium channel activity; protein binding. NCBI's taxonomy places the organism in Eukaryota, Metazoa, Arthropoda, Insecta, Diptera, Drosophilidae. Gene Ontology annotation, biological process: protein homooligomerization; potassium ion transmembrane transport.